GGAUAAGACAAUCCACCCUCGCUAUCUACUCUGCAGCUUGUACACAGAGAGAAAGAGAGAGAGCUGAGAGCUCGCCAUGAGCUUCGUAUUAAGCUCUCGAGUCCUUCACGUUCACGCUCGCUCCCUCCCCUCUCUCUCCCCAUCUCGACCCAGAAAGACUCCCUCCAUCGCUUGCCUUCUUCACAAGCCUUCUCUGAGUAAAAAUGCUGCUUCAAACCAGACACUGGCGAGGAUCGUCCGGGAUUGCUCGGACAAAAUUGGCCUGCAAAUACCUGCCUUAGCAAUCCAAGUCGGAGCAUUUCUGGCCACUACUAUUGAGCAGCCUGCCAUGGCGGUGACUGGAGUGAACGACGAGGAAGAUUUCACUUGGAUUCUGAUACAGCUCGGGAUUGUGGCCUUUUGGUACUUCCUCAUCAUGCCGCCGAUCAUUAUGAACUGGCUGAGGAUAAGGUGGUACAGGAGGAAUCUGUUGGAGAUGUAUUUCCAGUUCAUGUUCGUCUUCUUGUUCUUCCCCGGGGUGUUGCUAUGGGCACCAUUCUUGAACUUCAGGAAGUUCCCGCGAGAUCCAUCACUGAAGUAUCCAUGGUCAACUCCUGAAGAUCCUUCCCUAGUCAAGAAUUCGUAUCUCAAGUACCCUUUUGCUCAGCCUGAAGAUUACGAAUGAGAGCAUUACGUAUCCAGUACAGCUUCACCGUACCUCUCAUCUUCUUUGCGGGUUACUGCUACUGUUGUAAUUCGCUAAUGGUUCUUGAUAUUCAUCGUCUCGUAUAGUCUUGUAAAGAAUCAAUGGGCAAAAUGUACCUUUGCAAAAGUGCUCAUCGAGUGUCGUACGCUGAGAGUACCACAGAGGCGACGCAGUUCUUAUUAA
Molecule: messenger RNA, 868 nt
Organism: Eucalyptus grandis
Lineage: Eukaryota; Viridiplantae; Streptophyta; Magnoliopsida; Myrtales; Myrtaceae
Product: NAD(P)H-quinone oxidoreductase subunit L, chloroplastic
Exons: 5
Coding region: 77-664 (195 amino acids)
Molecular function (GO): oxidoreductase activity, acting on NAD(P)H, quinone or similar compound as acceptor
Source: RefSeq, a predicted model, not a curated record